GAGAUAGACAUGCAGAGGAUGGAGCUAGGCCCCCCCUAGGUUGCUUAACUUGCUCGUCACUCGUUGGCGGUUCGUCCUGUGUGUGGUGCGUGUGAGUGGAGAACGUAUAGGCGUAGUGUAUGUAAGGAAGAUCUCACUAAACCCUUUUUUUCAACUUCAUCUUGAUCCCUGAUCCCUGCUGAGAAGGCGCUUCUUCCCAGUGGUGGAAGAUCUUUGCGCGAAGUCUCCGAGAAAAAUCCACUCAGGUCGAGCAACUUACUAGAUCAUGGCAGGAGACCAUAUCUAAAUGCCAACACCGAAGACAUUAAAACCGCCGCCCCCUUUUAACCAGACGAAAAAAAAAAAAAAAAAGAUUCGUUCCGGGGCGUUUGAGAUGGGUCGAAUGUCUCGUCGUCACUGAUGGACUCGGAAGUCUCGCAUUCAUUUGCCUGCCGGGUCAAGGACACACUGCCUUCGUCAGCGGGUAGCCUCUGUUUGAAGCGGACAGACAAGACCUCUGCCCUCCAUGCUGGGACAGGAGUUCCGUGUGAUAUCACUCGCUACCUCCGUACCAACAUAUGUUAUUUUUGCGAUUCGGUGGUGAGAUAGCCCGGUCCAAUUGAGUGUGAAUCUCUGCAUGUGGCCGAUCCAUCGUCUUGCAAUCAGUCAAGAAAAAAAAAGAGAGAUCUUCAGGAAGCAAAGCAAAUGGAAGGUCAAAUCUCAUAUUUCCUGUCGGAUAUUUCACGGCCAUGUAGGUACGGAGGAGGAAGAGCGUCUAGGCUUCCCGUUCUGCUUCCCGCUAAACUGCUCCCACCCUUCUGCCUCAUGCUUGCUUUAUCCUGUCAAAACAAAAAUGAAGGUAGGGCACUGUUCGUCCAGAUUGCUCCGAGGAACCAUUGGACAAAAUAUAUACCUGGCCUCCCAUCGAACUCAGCAGGCCUUUUGACCGCGUCAAGAUAGCCAACAGCUACCGGGCCCAGAAUCCUCCUCCCCUUUUUGUCUUUUAGACGGGUGAGUAGUGUCUUUAUUCGUUUCUCUCGCUCAUUUCAGGCCUCUGUAUGUGAAUAUUAUCAGCUCUAUUGUUUUUCAUUUUUAUUUUCAUUUUUUUUUUUUCUUUUCUUUUACUUUCGAUGCUGUCAUUCGAAGCUUGUUUCUUAUUUAGCCUGCCCUUGAAAUAUAGAAAGACGAUAAGAUAUCGAGGACAGGUAGCGAGCCAUUGAAACCAGAGAGAACUUGUGUUUUCAUUAGC
Molecule: messenger RNA, 1228 nt
Organism: Trichophyton rubrum CBS 118892
Lineage: Eukaryota; Fungi; Ascomycota; Eurotiomycetes; Onygenales; Arthrodermataceae
Exons: 2
Coding region: 617-925 (102 amino acids)
Source: RefSeq, a predicted model, not a curated record